Molecule: messenger RNA, 3300 nt
Organism: Jaminaea rosea
Lineage: Eukaryota; Fungi; Basidiomycota; Exobasidiomycetes; Microstromatales
Product: nuclear pore protein 84/107
Exons: 2
Coding region: 54-3002 (982 amino acids)
Biological process (GO): mRNA export from nucleus; post-transcriptional tethering of RNA polymerase II gene DNA at nuclear periphery; protein import into nucleus
Cellular component (GO): nuclear pore outer ring; nuclear pore
Molecular function (GO): structural constituent of nuclear pore
Source: RefSeq, a predicted model, not a curated record
GUGCUCACUUGUCGAUACCACAACCAAUCAAGCAACCAAACUCGUCGCCUCUCAUGGCGCUUGGACCCCCUUCAUCCUAUGUCGCGGCCUCAUCAUCGAGCUUUCGCAGCUUCGCCUCAUCGCUAGCAGAUGCGCGUCACCUCUCUUUCGCCGGCCGCCUCUCUUAUGACGCUCAAGAUGAUGGCAUACAGUCAAGCGGCAGCGUCCCAACAGCGUUGCGAUUCGCUCAGGUCUGCCUCGAGCAAGCGGAGAGGCAGCAGGGAGCAGAGGUAGGCGAAGCGGCUAUCAUGUCGUCACAAGCAGAUCCUUCCUCGUCAGCUUCAGGAUGGGACGAGAAUGGCGCGCCAGGGGAGGAGAGCCGUCAACGCUGGAUAUUGGAGGCGAGGACGUGGGAGUUGAUUCAUGCUCUUUGUGCCGAUCGAUAUCUGUUUCAUCCCGAGGCAGAAGACGAAGAGCCGCAAAGAGAUGUCGCUGGGUCGGACGGACCUGGAGGCGAAGGAUCGUCCUCAUCAUGGUAUCAGACGCCCUUUGAAAGGGUGCAGGACGUGCUGGAUGCAAACAGGGGAUUGAGGGAGCUCAAGAUCAUUCGCGACUGGCUCUCCACCCACCUGCCCGCCCAACACAUCGCCGAAGUGCGCAAAGGUUAUGCUCCCUUCAGCAAGAAUCGCCUGCGAGGAGAGAAGCGCACGCAGAUCACUUCCUUUAAGGUCGCCUCCAAAUCAUCAGCGACCAUCCGAGCAUUGGACCCAGAUGCCGAAUCGCGCGGCCUGGGCCGAUGGGAUCUCGAAGACGCCAACUACUCCAAGGCGCUGCAUCGCACCCUCUUUGAAUAUGCUCGUGCAGGUCAGCUAGCAGCGGCUUUCGAUCUGGCGAGGCAAGCUGACCAGCCUUGGCGCGCUGCCAGUCUCAGAGGGGCGAUGCUUUACUACCAGCAGACCCUUGAUGAAGAAGGGGACGAUGCCAUGGGGACCGGCCGGCUCGCUGGAGGAAACCGUAAUCGUCUGCUAUGGAAGGCAGUCUGCCGCCGCUUGGCUUCCGCGCACAGCAGUACUGGAAUGGACCCCUAUGAGCGUGCUCUUUAUGGGUCAUUGGCAGGACAUCUGCAGUCCGUCCUGGCUGUAUCGAGCAAAGACUCUUGGGAGGAGCAUCUUUGGGCUCAUGUCAACGCUGCAUUGGAGGGAAGGAUUGAGGCUGCGCUGGAGGGUACAUCCGCAGAGGAAGAGGAGACAGAUGGGGACAAGGUAACAGCAGGAGCUUGGUGGAGCCAAGAGAAUGGUGGAGAGGGAGCGAUCAAGGUUGUCGAGCUCAAGGGCGAGACUCCCGCAGCAACUACAUCCUCCUCAACACGCACUUCCUCUUCAGCGGAUGAAGUCCGCCACUCCCUUCGGGAAACAUUCGACCGGCUCAAGGGCACCUCAACCACCUCAUCCUCAUCAAUCACCUCGAGCGCCUCCCUACGCACCCAAUCCGACGACCCCUACCGAGUAGUCCAGCAAGCCCUCAUUCUCAACGAGGUCCCGCAGCUCCUCUCCCACGUCGAGGCUCGCCUGCCACAGAUGCGAGCCAGUGUCGAGCCUAAGCGCUAUGCCCACCUAGUCAGGUUCUUUGCCCACCUGGUGCUCUACUUGCGUCUCAUCGAUACGACUGGGGGUGAGGCACUGCCUCAGCAGGCUUGCAACGGCAUCCUCAGGUACUACGUUGAGGUGUUGGAGCACGUUGCCCAGGAUGCCCAAGAUGACGAGGAGCGCACCAACUCAGCAGGCGACCUAGUAGCCAUGUACGCUUCCUCGCUGGAACGCGAGUCCGCGGAGGCAUCGUACGCGCACUAUCUCAAGUCACUGAAUGAAUCCGCCACCCUGGAAGAAAAGCGAGCAGCCCUGCUCAGGGCGAAGGAGCAUCACCUUGACGUAGCAGCGGUGGCCCGCCUCGUGGUCGAGGAGAUCUUCGAAGAAGGCUGGUCGGGACUUCAAGCUCACGCCGCAGGCGCAAGAGGAGGCCAAGGGCUUCUUCUACCUGCCGGUCUUGAGAACGCAGCUGCUGCUCAUGUGACUCCGGUGGAGCGCUCCCUCAUCCUCUCCCUCGACUGGCUCAUCCUCCUUCCCGCAACGAAGCGAUACGACGCAGUCCUGCAAAGCAACGCUCUCAUGCGUGCUCUACUCUGUCGUGGACGUGUCGAGGCUGGGAGGGAGCUGUUGGGUAGGAUGCCGGAAGAUCUUCUUGCUGGUGAAGCGGACGGCCAAGAAGUACAGGACGAGGAGGAGAUGCUAGAGGAGCAAGAAGACGGUCAAGAAGCGCGAAGGCGUCCCCGCCUGCCAGAGAGCGCGCGCAUCGAACAUCUCCACUAUCUGGCCUUCUUCUCCUGCCUUGCCUCACAAUGGACGCUACUCGAAGUCCUGGCCCAGCAACAACAGCACACGCAGUCACGGGGUGGUGGUCGCGGCCCUUCAAGUAUGGAGCUCCAUGCUUGGCGCCAAGCUGUUCGAGGUUGCGUCGAGCGCUUAUGGCGCGAUACCACAGAGGAUGUAUUGAGGGGCGAUUGGCUCAAAAUUUCGCCGGAAGAGGACGAAGAUGACGAGGACGACGACGAAGAAGCACAGCACCGUCGUCACGUAGAACUCGCCACCAUUCGCCAACUGUACGUCUCCGAGGUGGUCGUCAGGCUGCACUUCCUCGUCCUCGACGCAUACAAGGCCCUCCUCUCCUCUGGAAGCGCUGCAGCUGGACAAGGGGCGGCAAUAAGUGCUGCGUCUCCGCUACUUGAGCUCAUCACGACGACCCUGCCUAUCUUGGUUGCCGAUGAGAGGUACAAGAUCUAUUUGGAGUUCGUAGCCGCGAGCAGUGGGGAGGGAGAGGAGCAGGGUGAGAAGACGGGCGGCAGUGGCAGGUUGAAGGAGUAUCUGCGACAUGUCAAGGAUGCGCACUUGUUGAGAUUGGAGGUGGGUGCGGUAGGGGGAGGGUUUAUGGCUAGAAGGGAGGGUGAGGGCAUGGUUGAGGAAGCGUAGGGCAGAAAUCCCUGCAGACAGUCUGCAAUUCAUCCCAAGCUAAAGCCGCCAUCGCACUCGCCUGACAAGCCAGCCUGGGAGAGAGCGAGGUAGCUGAUUAGCAUUGAUGUGACGUGGUGGUGGGGUGAAGAACGAUGAGACAAGGAAGAGAGAGUGUAAAGGAGGACGACAAAGGGAGCAAACAGCGCAGCGCGCUAGAAAAACGAGGGUGACCUGACUAUGCGUGUCUUUUCGAUCUUCACGGCAUCGAUGACCCAGGUCAAGUAGAAGGGGGGCAAUCUAGGAGGAGAGAGCGAGG